UGCCUAAAGCCAACAGCAGCAACGCAGUGGUGAUAUAAAGGCGCUGCACGGUGAUCGUCAUUCCAUUUGUUGUUGAGUUAGGGCGCCAACAAGGACCCACACGAGCAAACUCUAAACAAAUAUCGAGUUCACACAUAGCUCACAUAAGUUCGAUUUGUAUUCGUUUGUUGGCCUCAAGAACUCACUUAACUAACUGCCAAAAUGUGUGACGAUGAUGCGGGUGCUCUGGUCAUUGACAAUGGCUCUGGUAUGUGCAAGGCUGGCUUCGCCGGUGAUGAUGCACCUCGUGCCGUAUUCCCCUCGAUUGUCGGUCGGCCACGCCAUCAAGGUGUGAUGGUGGGUAUGGGUCAAAAAGACUCCUACGUGGGUGAUGAGGCGCAGAGCAAAAGAGGUAUACUGACAUUGAAAUAUCCCAUUGAACAUGGUAUCAUAACAAAUUGGGAUGAUAUGGAGAAAAUCUGGCAUCAUACCUUCUACAAUGAAUUGCGUGUGGCACCCGAAGAGCAUCCAGUAUUGUUGACCGAAGCGCCACUCAACCCGAAAGCGAAUCGUGAGAAGAUGACUCAAAUAAUGUUCGAGACAUUUAACUCGCCCGCCAUGUAUGUGGCCAUUCAGGCUGUGCUCUCCCUCUACGCUUCCGGUCGUACCACCGGUAUUGUAUUGGACUCUGGUGAUGGUGUAUCGCACACUGUGCCCAUCUAUGAAGGUUUCGCCCUGCCCCACGCCAUUCUGCGUCUCGACUUGGCCGGUCGUGAUUUGACCGACUAUCUGAUGAAGAUCUUAACCGAGCGUGGCUACUCGUUCACCACCACUGCCGAGCGUGAAAUUGUGCGCGAUAUCAAGGAGAAGUUGUGCUAUGUUGCUUUGGACUUUGAGCAGGAAAUGGCCACUGCCGCUGCGUCCACCUCGUUGGAGAAGUCUUAUGAAUUGCCUGAUGGUCAGGUGAUCACCAUUGGCAAUGAGCGUUUCCGUUGCCCAGAGGCAUUGUUCCAGCCCUCGUUCUUGGGCAUGGAAUCGUCUGGUAUUCACGAAACUGUCUACAAUUCGAUCAUGAAGUGCGAUGUGGACAUCCGUAAGGAUCUGUAUGCCAACUCGGUCUUGUCCGGUGGUACCACCAUGUACCCAGGUAUUGCCGAUCGUAUGCAAAAGGAAAUCACUGCCUUGGCGCCAUCCACCAUUAAGAUCAAGAUCAUUGCACCACCUGAGAGAAAGUACUCCGUCUGGAUUGGUGGCUCCAUCUUGGCCUCGUUGUCCACCUUCCAACAGAUGUGGAUCUCCAAGCAGGAGUACGACGAAUCCGGCCCUGGUAUUGUGCACCGCAAAUGCUUCUAAAUCUUUCGAUUGUGAAAGAUGGCGAAAUGCUUUAGCGCAACCACUUGCUAACAACAAAAACAACAGCAACAACUCUACAACUACCCAGCGCAACUGCGCAGCGUUCGUGCUUGAAACAAACACAACAAUAACAACAGCAAGCAAAAUAAAACCCACCACGCAAUCAAGAUCUGCACUUACAACAACAACAACACAAAAGGCUUCAAUAGCAACAACACAUAUGCGCAUACAUGCUAGCUCCAACAAUAGCAGCAACAACAGCAACGGCUAUCAGCAAUUAAUUAAUGUGUAUGCAAAAAAUGCAACAAUUGGCGCUAACAAUAAGAACAAAGUCCAAAUCACAACAACAACAAAAGGAGGAGAUGCAAAAGAUUUAUCGAGGAAUUGUCCCUGCGCGCCACCUGUCGGCAAUUGCAUUGCUUUAUGUUGCAUUUUCGUUUUAAAAUUUUCAAUCACAUUUCUUUUCUCGGAUUUUAUGCAAUAAAAUUUGUGCAAAACUGAAAUUUAAAAAUUUAGCUAACAAAACAAAAUUUUUAAUUUUAGAUGAAUGUAACAAAUUUUUUUAUUUUUAUUUUUAAUUUUGCAAAUGAACAACAAAUAACUCAUUAAUUAAAGUUUAUUAUUUAUAUUACUUUUCCAUUGACUAACCAAAACAUUGAGCAUUGAAAGCAAAGCAAAAGACAAAUAUUAACAAACAAGCAUAGAAAUGAUGAACAAAACUAAAACAUAAAU
Molecule: messenger RNA, 2064 nt
Organism: Rhagoletis zephyria (snowberry fruit fly)
Lineage: Eukaryota; Metazoa; Arthropoda; Insecta; Diptera; Tephritidae
Product: actin, indirect flight muscle
Source: RefSeq, a predicted model, not a curated record